Ipomoea nil (Japanese morning glory) is the source of this 1179-nucleotide messenger RNA. RefSeq lists its product as uncharacterized. Lineage: Eukaryota; Viridiplantae; Streptophyta; Magnoliopsida; Solanales; Convolvulaceae. The coding region runs from base 1 to 1179 and encodes 392 amino acids. The transcript has a single exon. The record is from RefSeq and is a predicted model, not a curated record.
AUGACUACUAUCAGAACUCUCCUAGCAGUGGCAGCAGCAAAGAAUUGGCAUUUACAUCAGAUGGAUGUAAAUAAUGCCUUCUUAAAUGGAGAUUUGGAGGAGGAAGUUUACAUGCAGCCACCUCUUGGUUUCUAUGGAGGCAGGAAAGGGCAAGUAUGCAAGUUGAUUAAGUCCCUAUAUGGUUUAAAGCAAGCUAGUAGACAGUGGAAUACAAAGUUAACCACUGCAUUGCAACACAUGGGAUUCAAACAGGCAGUCCCUGACAGCUCUCUAUUCAUCAGAGGAAAGAAUAGGUCCUUGGUGGCCUUAUUAAUCUAUGUGGAUGAUAUUGUCAUUGCAUGUGAAAGUCUGGAAAUCAUUCAAGAUGUCAAGAAGCAGCUAAGCUCAGCCUUUCUACUCAAGGACCUAGGCCCCUUGAGAUACUUCCUUGGGCUUGAAGUGGCUAGGCACAAAAAGGGUAUUGCAGUAUGCCAAAGGAAAUAUGCAGUUGAACUACUUGAAGACACAGGUUUCACAAAUGCAAAGCCUGUAUUCAGUCCCACAGUUCCUUCUCAUAAACUAAGCAAGAAUGAAGGAGUAUCCCUUCAAGAUAACAACCAAUACAGGAGAAUUGUUGGUAAACUUCUUUACCUAACAAUAACUAGACCUGAUAUUAGCUUUGCUACUCAACAGUUAUCUCAUUUUCUUGACAAACCCAUAGACCUACACUUACAAGCAACUCACAGAGUCCUGAGGUAUAUCAAAGCAGCUCCUGGACAAGGCUUAUUUUUCCCAUCCACAUCUGACCUACAACUUAAAGCCUAUUCAGAUUCAGACCGGGGAGCUUGUAUAGAUACAAGGAGAUCUGUGACUGGUUUCUGCAUUUUCCUUGGGGAUGCUCUAAUCUCUUGGAAGUCCAAGAAGCAACCUACUGUCUCCAAAUCUUCUUCAGAAGCAGAAUAUAGGGCACUAGCAGCUACAAGUUGUGAGGUACAAUGGUUGACAUAUUUGCUAGCAGAGUUUGGAGUCAAUCACAGUGAAGCAGUAGCUAUAUAUUGUGAUAGCAAAUCUGCUGUUGCAAUCGCAGAGAAUCCUGUGUUCCAUGAGAGAACUAAACAUAUAGAGCUGGAUUGUCAUUUUGUUAGAGACAAGCUACACAAAGGACUCAUCAAGUUGUUCCACAUAUCCUCUGAAAAAUAG